Messenger RNA from Rhodotorula toruloides NP11, 1164 nucleotides. RefSeq lists its product as uncharacterized. NCBI's taxonomy places the organism in Eukaryota, Fungi, Basidiomycota, Microbotryomycetes, Sporidiobolales, Sporidiobolaceae. The transcript is spliced from 6 exons. The record is from RefSeq and is a predicted model, not a curated record. The coding region runs from base 1 to 1164 and encodes 387 amino acids.
AUGCGCCUUCCUCUGCUGUUGUCUGGUUUGGCCGCCAUCACUGCGACCGCCUCUGCCGGCUCCUCGGCACCAAUCUCGGUCACGGUUCAGCAGAGCGUGCACGUCGGCAAUGCCAUCAAGUUUCAAUGGACGGGAGGAGCCCCUCCGUACACCUUGAAGGUUUAUCUGAACGACAAGGUUGUCUCGCAAAAUCAGGGCUGGUCCACCAACUACGUCCAAUGGCGAGCGAGCGCAGACCAGGUCCCUGCAGGUACGAGCGUGCGCGUGCGCGUGACGGACAGCAGCGGUCAGACGGUGAUGAGCGAGCCGACAGUGGUCGAGGGCGACGGCAAGUCCGCCUCGACCAAGAAGGCCGCCGUCGACACCAAGUCCCUCAUGGAUGACCCGAACAACGGCUUUCGGACCUCGGACAUUGCCGGCGCGCCAACGGGUCAGAUUGGCGGAGGAAUGCUUUCGGCAGCCGUAAUGCCUUCGGACUGGCAGCCUGGCCAAGAGUCCAGCUCGUCGACGGGGACCGUUACGCUCAUGUCACUGGCGUCGGCUAGCCUAUCUGCCUUCAUGGCGAGCGCUACAUCCAGCGCGACUAGCGGAGACUCGGCAGCCAUCACGAACGCAUUGGCUUCGACAGCAGCCACAGCCUCUGCUUCGAGCGCCGUCACUACUGACAUCUCCAAUGCUAUCGGCUCGACCACGCCGACCGAUCCAGCUUCGGCUGCCGCAAGCUCCGAUUCAGGCGUAUCCUCUUCUUCGUCCUCGUCGUCUUCGGAAGGGCUCAGCACCACCGCUAUGAUCGCCAUUGCCGUGGUCGUCCUCCUCUUGCUUGCAGCAGGCGGCGGCUUUUGGUGGUGGCGCAGCAAGCAGAAGGACGAUGCCAAAGAUCAGCAGCACCAGCAGCAAUCCGGCGCGGCAGGCAAAGGCCGCUCGAAGCGCAAGUCGCGUCGCAGCGGGAACUCGAGCGAGUCAGGCGGCGACGAGGAGAAGCUUGUUGGCGGGAGAGGCGGCGGAGGCAAUCCCAGCGAUAGCGAGACGGAACCGAGUGACGGGGAAGGAUCGGGGAAGGGUGGCAGGCGAGGCGGCUCCUACCGAGAUGACCCUCCCACCGACAACGGCAGCGGGACAGACGACGAUGUGCAGCAGAGGCGCUCGUCGCGCAGGUCGCGAUAG